Molecule: messenger RNA, 3378 nt
Organism: Argiope bruennichi
Lineage: Eukaryota; Metazoa; Arthropoda; Arachnida; Araneae; Araneidae
Product: G-protein coupled receptor moody-like
Exons: 2
Coding region: 233-1378 (381 amino acids)
Biological process (GO): G protein-coupled receptor signaling pathway
Cellular component (GO): membrane
Molecular function (GO): G protein-coupled receptor activity
Source: RefSeq, a predicted model, not a curated record
UUUUCUGUGGCUUUUCCAUUUCCCGCAGACGAUAUUUCUCGAACUAACUUCGCCUUUGACAGCUGCCUGAUUUCUUUUUUAAAGUAUUUACUUUGAGAUGAAAGUUUGAUAUUCUCCUGUGAAACCAUAUGCCUUUGCAGCUCCAACCAGCUGUGAAGUCUGCAUGUCAUCUCCCCGUGCGCUGAAGAGCAUUUCUUAAAUGUUUGUUUGUUGAAAAUAUUUACAAUAAAAUAUGUUUGAUCUGACGAGUGACAACUCCUUAUCAACAGACUCUUGGGACUAUGUGUCAUCUGGCAACAAUACCACGUUAGAUGUUAGCCAAGGUCUCCAGAAAUUUGGCACCCAUGGCAACAACACGAUCUUCUUUAAAUAUCCAGCAGAACUCAUGGACUUUGCAGCGUCUAUCUUCAUUAUCUUCGCCGUUGUGGGAGUUUUCGGAAACCUGGUGUCCAUCCUAGCCUUGUCCAAGUGCCGAAAACUCCGCAACGCCACGACCGCCUUCAUCGUCAACCUUUGCGUCGCCGAUUUGUUAUUCUGUAGUUUCUCCAUGCCACUGUCUGCCCUAACAUUCUUAGAAAGAGACUGGAACUACGGUGAAGCCCUUUGUAAGCUGUUCCCUCUGGUCAGGUACUCAAACGGGGCAGUGUCACUGUUUAGUGUGAUAGCUAUUACCAUAAACCGCUACAUCCUAAUUGUCCACCCCAAGAUGUAUCGUGAAAUGUACAAACCCAGAAACAUUGGCAUUAUGAUAGCUAUUAUGUGGAUCGCCGCAUUGAUGUUACUAUUUUUUCCGCUUUUUGAAGUCUGGGGUAGACUUGGAUAUGACUCAAAAGUAGGAACAUGUACCAUACUAAAAAUGAACGGGUCAUCCCCCAAGAUGACUCUUUACAUAAUUGCGUUCGGAUUGCCAUCUGUGGUGUUUCUCGUUUGUUAUUCGAGAAUUUUCUGGGUUGUUCAUCAGGCAGCGAAAAGAGUCCGGAAGACCUCCCCGGAUUAUUCGACUAUCAGCGACUUGGUGACAUUUUCUGCCAAGAAAGGGGUGUUCUGGAGGAACUACAGGCAUUCUGAAAUGAAUAAGGAGAAAGUGACCCUAUGGCGGAAUAAACAAGAGUUGAAAGUCUUAAAGUUGAUGAUGGUUAUAUUCAUCACAUUCAUCCUAUGUUACUUUCCCGUGACUUUUGUGAAGAUUUUUAAGAAAGAAGACGAUCUUCCCAUUCUGAAUGUUAUAGGCUAUAUGGGAGUCUACUUUUCAAAUAUUAUUAAUCCUGUAAUAUACAUUGUCAUGAGUAUCGAGUAUCGGAAAGCAUAUAUAGAGCUGUUUUGUCCCAGCUUAAAGAAAAAUACUCCUACUAAUACUAAUUCAUCAUCAGGUAUAUAAAAAAUGCAAAUGAAAUAUAUGGAAUUCGGCUUAAGAUAAAUGUCGCAUUUAACUCAGACAAAAUAAGAUCAAUUCUUGAAGUCUGUUUGAUUCUUAAAUGCGACGACGCAAAUAAAUACUUGUUUCUCAAUGGAAUGUUAGUAAAAGAAAUCCAUAGCGAUAAAAAUAUGAUAACUAGUCUAAGGUGGUUUUUCUUAACAACAGGCUUCUAGGAUACUUGAUGCAGAAAUUUUGAAGCAAAGUUAUAUGUAUUAUAUCCUGUUGCUGCUGUAACAUUCUAUGGCAAUAAUACAGUGAUUUCACAAGGCGCCUCUGGAGGAUAGUAAAAUAAUCGUUUGAGAAAGCACUAUAGAAAGAGGGCAACAGUUGAAUAAUGUCUAUUUUGGUUGCCAAAAUGUAGAUUUCCAACGUAAAUGGGUCAAUACUCUAUAUUCAUCCCUUAAUGAUUGUUAUUACUAUGAUUUUCUAAAAUAAUCAAGAUCUGCAUGUCGCAGUAUAUUAUUUAUAUAUAUAUAUAUAUAUAUAUAUAUAUAUUAAAAGAUGAAAUUGGCUAAAACAAUAAAUUAACCAAAAACAUUAUUUAGUAGGGAACAUCAGGGAAUAUGAUGAUUCAGACUUUUUUACAUGGACAAUUUACUGGCUAAGAGUGAAAUUCGGCUACUUAUAACCAUAGUUAAUCCAUAGUAGUCCAAGAAACUGCUGGCUUUCAGUUUAAGCUAGUAGAAUACACACAUAAAAAAUAAAAUUUGCUUGAUAUAUUUUCAUUCCACAUAGCACAAUCUCAUUUCAUUGUACAAAACUGCAUUACUAGUAUUAAAGCAUUUAUCGUACUCGGUUUAAAGUUUAUAAACCACAACAGCCUAUUUUGAACUCGAGGUUCUCAAUAUCCCUUCCAAUUUAGUCUGUGUAGAUUGUAGAAAAUUUUUAUUAAUUUUCUCUAAAUUAGGCAUCAAAAAUUCUACAAAAUGUUAAUACAUUUAUAUCAUUAUCGUCUCAUUAUUCAUCACAAUAAUGCUACAAAAAAAAUUUGUGGAACAAAAUUUAGGAUCAAAUAUAAUUUUACUUUUAAAAAAUUGUCUUUGUUAAGAAUUAGCUUUUGUCUAAAAAUCUUUACAUUGCGAGCAUUUUUGGCCUUUUUAUUGUAGCACUCAUAUCAAAGAACCGGCGAAAUUAAAUUGAUAAGAUAUAUUUCAGACCUUCUAGACUAUAUGAAAUAUAAUCAUGAUUCAACCGUUGUCUCUGUAGCAGUAUAAAAUGCUUAUUACUAAAUGCUUAUUAAAUUGUAAUAUUUUAUUCCAAAUUCUGAAGUGCCAUAAUAAACUAUCAAUAGCAAUAAAUGAUUUCCGUAACAUAAAGUUUGAAGAAUAUUAUAAAUAUGCCAUUGACAUUAGAAUUCCGAUUUCAAUAACAUUAGAAUAUCAUUCUAAUCCAUCUGAAAAACGAAAUAUCUUCUUGUAGUUGCCAAAAAAUCUAGAAUAUCUCCCUCAAACGAUACUAUAAUGGGAGAAUUCUGAAUUUCUACAGUAUUACAUAGGAUUUAACCUUGCAACUCAUAACUUUAGCUCAGUUUAUGCAAAUGAAAUUAAAUUGGAAUAUGCUUUUGAGCAAGCAACUGUAAAAUUCCUUCAAAAUUAUUAAAGUUUUAAUUCAAUACAUGGCGCGUAGGCUUAGCAUUUAUAGGUAUACGCGAAUGUAUUACAUUUUAUGCAUAGAAUAAUGAUAUGACAAAAUAUACAUAGAAAUGCAAUUACUAGCGUUUUGGAAAUUACUAGCGUUUUUCACCCAUAACAUUAGGAGAAUACUAUUAUCACACAAAAACUACUUUUAAGUUUCUUUUAAAAAGAAUUUACAUCAGUUAUUCAACGAUUAAUAAACGAUUAUUUAAAUAUUUUUAUGUUACGAUUUUAUUAAAUAAAUGAAUUUAUUUAAAUACAUUUUUUUUGUUUCAUUUUCCAGAUAUGUUUAAGAAUUUUUCAUAAUAUAUAUUCACUCUUUUGCAA